GAUUUUAUAAGCGGACCCGAUUAAGACAUUUCCGGCCGCGUCUCAGAAACCUCGGGGUCGUGGCUGGUGGGUUGGAUUUCUGUUUGCUCAGAAGCUGCAGUAACCAAGAAUGAGCGGAACCCUGGGAAAGGUGCUGGGCCUGUGGAAAGAUACCGUUUCCAAGCAAGCCUUCUCUCUCCUAAGAUUCAGAAUUUUGGGAGAGAAUCCCAUUUGUUCUGCAGGUGGUAUUCUGCUGAGGCCCAGGCAGCACUACAAGACAAAGCCCACUCAUGGAAUUGGCAGAUACAAACACUUGGUGAAAGUGCUAGAGCCUCAGAAGAAGAAAGCAAAGGUGGAUGUGAGAGCCAUUAAUGUGGGGACAGAUUAUGAAUACGGUGUCUUAAAUAUCCACCUGACUGCUUACGACAUGACUCUGGCAGAAAGCUAUGCCCAGUAUGUCCACCGCCUCUGCAACCAGCUCUCCAUCAAAGUAGAGGAAAGUUACGCAAUGCCCACCAAAACCAUAGAGGUGAUGCGGCUACCAGACCAAGGCAACAAAAUGGUCCUAGACUCAGUCCUUACCACCCAUGAGCGAGUGGUUCAGAUCAGCGGUCUGAGUGCCACAUUUGCAGAGAUUUUCUUGGAAAUACUCCAGCGCAAUCUUCCAGAAGGAGUCAGGUUGUCAGUGAGGGAGCACUCUGAAGAAGACUUCAAGGGAAGGUUCAAAGCUCGGCCAGAACUGGAAGAAUUGUUGGCCAAGUUGAACUGAACACUGCAGCCCUUUCAUGUCAUCGUCAUUCUCCGAGAAGUUCUCCCUGCGUGGUCAGACAUAGCAGGAGAAUGAAUGUGCACACUGAGGUGCCUCCAGAGUCUGUGACAUGCUGUGAUUGUCAGUUACCACUUAACCUUAACAAAAACCUGGGGUAUUCUCCACCUAAUAUAAAUCUGCUGUUACCACUGUGUGUGUGUAGCAACUGUUCUUUAAGGGAUUCUGUUUUUCUUUGUCUAAACAUGUUCUCAUUCCACAAUACUUUUUCAGUUACAGUGAAUUCAUCCUUUAAAGUGAUUUGGUGUUAACUAAUUGUUUAUUUGUUUGAUUCAUGGUCUCUUAUGUAGCCCUGGCUGUCUGGUAACUUGCUGUAUAGAUGAGGGUCUGCCACCACCACCCCCAAUUGCCACCCUCUGAAUGCUGGGAUUAAAGGUGUGUGUCACUGUGUCCAGUAUGAACUUAUCUUUUAAAAGAACAUGGCAUGGAGUUUGAUAAUGAAUUAGAGAUUACAACCUAA
Cricetulus griseus (Chinese hamster) is the source of this 1265-nucleotide messenger RNA. NCBI's taxonomy places the organism in Eukaryota, Metazoa, Chordata, Mammalia, Rodentia, Cricetidae. The record is from RefSeq and is a predicted model, not a curated record.